Molecule: messenger RNA, 5213 nt
Organism: Bemisia tabaci
Lineage: Eukaryota; Metazoa; Arthropoda; Insecta; Hemiptera; Aleyrodidae
Molecular function (GO): protein binding
Source: RefSeq, a predicted model, not a curated record
CGAGGCGCAUUCUCUUUUGUUUCGUUCGACGUUUCCUCUGCAAGGAAAGCAAGGUCCCCCACCGCUCUGAAAUAUCCAGCCCGCUUUGAAUUAGUUUCGACUUGACUUGCUCCCGUGAAGGUCGGGCCCUCCGUGAUCGUGAAUUCGUGAUCUUCAGUGUAUGUGUGUUGUGCUUGUGACCGUCUGUGAAAUGCAAGCUAAUGGAUUAUCCCUGUUCUACACCUUCAACCUAGUCACACGAUAAAGACUGUUCUUGACAACAUCACAACUUGCGGAUAGCAGUGAUAUGUGGCUCUCUCAUCUGCGAUUUUGGAUUAAUUGUGAUUUUUUGGAACCUAAGUGAAGUGAAAGAAUCUCGAAGGAUUGGCUCAUACCAACAGUUAACACCUUUCAGUCUGAUGACUUCCGGUCUGACUAGAGCUUGCUAAAAUGCAAGACCAGAGUGGUCAAACUCAAGUCAUGCAGCAGCAACCACAGCAACAACAAAUGCAACAGCAGUCACAAAUGCAACAGCAGCAAAACCAACAAAUGCAGCAGCAAGCCAUGCAAGUACAGCAGCAGGCCCAACAAAACUCUUUGCAGCAGCAGAUGCAGUCUACAAUGCAGCAGCAGCAGCCUCAGCAGCAAAUGCAGCAACAAAUGCAGCAGCAACAACAGAUGCAACAGCAACAGCAACCACAGCAGAUGCAGCAACAACAGUUGCAGCAGCAGCAGCAGCAGAUACAACAGCAGCCGCAGCAAAUGCAGCAACAGCAACAACUUCAGCCCCAACAACAAUUACAACAGCAGCAGCUUCAGCAGCAACAACCGCUGCAAAUCCAAGGCCAGCAGCUGCAAGGGCCUCUGGGGUCGAUGCCGGUUCAAGUUCAAGUGAUUCAGCAGCAACCACUGCAGAAUGCAGCAUACCUACCACAGUUCUAUAACCCACAAAAUGGUCAGAUCAUAAUGCCGUCCAAUUUGGGGGUCAAUCCAGGUGGCGCUAUUCAGGUCGUCGCAAAUAAAUCAGGUAUAUUUCAACAAGCUGGUCCGCAUAUUCUCACUCAAGCAGGAAAACAAGUUUUAGCUGCUCCAGGUCAAGCUGCCUCUUUUCCUGGUUACACCACUAUUCCUACAACUACCAAUCAAACCCUAGUCAUCAGUCAACUCGGAGUCAUUCCAUCACAACAAAAUAUUUUACCCGCUCACUCUGCUGCUGGACAACAGAAACCCGAGAUGCAAAAAGUUCAGAAUGCGCAACCCGUGCAGUUCUCAUCUUGGAAUUUUGGCAGUUUACCGCAAAGCAUAGCGUGGACUACAACCCCGCAGCAACCUACUCUUUUGACCACUCAAAAUGCUAACUUCAUUAGAGGUGCAAAUCCACAAGAGAAUAUACAGCCGAAAACUAGUAUGGUUUCAUCUGUUGGAAGGCCUUUGUCAAACAUACUGCCUAGCUCAGCCAUUCGCCCUGCAAGUUCAGUAUCAACACAAACUGCUGGACAGCAGAUGACAGCAACCAUGGCACAAAAACAACAGAUGAAAAUGCAGAGGAAACCUAUGAUGGGACGUGGAAUGAGUAUGAAGACUGAUCCGAAUACACCCGGAAAACAAGGAACACAUUCUAUUGCUGCAAAUAGAAUGAUACUAACUAGUCAAGGAACUUAUGUAGCACAGACAAAAGUAAUGCAGCAACAGGCACAGCAGCAGCUGCAACCUCAACAACUACAACAACCUCAACAACUUCAACAACCUCAGCAACUUCAACAACCUGGACAACAACCGCAAUUAAUUAGCUUCCAACAACAGCAAAUCAGUUUCCAGCCGCAGCAACAGCAGCAGUCCCAUCUGAUCCAAAGUCGGACAAACCAAGUCAUGAGUGUUGGUAUGCCAAUGACAUCGCUUCAACAGCAAUUAGCAGCACCCACUCAGCAGAUGCAACAACCUGGUCAGCCGCAAGUAAUGCCUGUUGUCUCAAUGGUUUCCAAUUGCCAACCAACAGUGACGAUGACCAACCAAAUCCCCAUCCAGUCCUUGGUGGUUCCUUCGCAAGUGCAAACAAUGCCUUCACCACUACCAGUGCAAUCGCCUCAGCAACCAGCAACACCUGGAACUCCACAGAAGAUGGAGAUUACAAUCGAUGGUGAGAAGACACCUGCGCCCACACCAAGCACACCAAGUCAGGCUACAGCAGUUGACAAGUCAAAAGAAGGAGCUGCGGAUACAAAAACAGCACCUUCAAGUACUGAACCACCACCAAAGAUGGAUGCAUCUAAUGAUUCUAGCCAAGUUACCCCCAACCAUGAAUCAGGUGUUCCUGUUUUAGAAGACUCAAAUAAAGAACGAGGCACAGUUCCGAAAGCGAUGGUGCGGCCACAACAAACAAACAUUUUAACCCAUGUCAUCGAAGGUUAUGUUAUUCAAGAAGCCUCUCAGCCUUUCCCUGUGAACAGAUCUUCUGAUGCAAACAAAGAAAACAGAUUGAAGGCAGAAUCAAACGGCGAACCUUUAAUGAAAAAACCUAUGUUAGAUGAAGAUUAUGGUGCAUGCGAGUCUUGUGGAAAAGUUGAUCUCAAAACUAAAUAUAAGAAGAAACGCUCUUGCUCCGUUUGUAUUAAAAACAAACGAAAUUCGACAGGAAAAGACGGGACCGAAAAGAAAGUUAAUGGAAAGGAGUCUGGUGAUGGUGACGUUCAAGAUUCUGGGUCAUCAGGACCAGAAAGUUCGCUCAGCUCUUCAGAGAGCAAUGAACUAGCCAAUCAAAUGGAUACGGAGGACAGUAUGUUAUCAGAAGACUUACCAAAAUCCAAUCCUCUCAAGUGGACGGUCACUGAGGUGUGUGAAUUCAUUAAAAAUCUUCCUGGAUGCUAUGAGUAUGCAGAAGAUUUUGCACUUCAAGAAAUUGACGGACAAGCUCUAAUGCUCCUGAAAGAAGACCACCUCAUGUCAGCAAUGUCAAUGAAAUUAGGACCUGCUUUGAAAAUCGUAGCUAAAAUUGAUCUGAUGCGAGAUGUCAAAGCUGAACAACAAAGCAACGGUGGUAGUCCUGAAAAGUAAAGAAUCUUCCAAAAUCCUCAAAAUUCUGCAAUUGAAGCGUGAAUUUUGUGACCAGAUGAAUUAUCAAAAUUGAUUUUUCACAAUGAAAUACAUAUUUACUUAUGUAUUGAAAUGCAUGAAGGAGACUGACUUCUGAGAAAAUCUUUCAUCUUUCUUGUUUGAGAAUACGCUGACAAAUAAUUGUGAAAGUACGUAGUUGAGCUUUAUCUUUUCAAAUGCAUCAUUAAAUUUUGUCAAAAUUUUUAUGCAUUACAUUAUCUUCCAAUAUCACACAGUUAAAUUUCCUUUUAAUGAUUUGUCCUCGGACUUUUGAAAUUUUCUCUUUGACUUAAAUUUUUUCAUCAGAAUGAACUACUUAAUUGCUAUCAAACUAUUGAAUCAUUUGAUUUUUCAUUAGUCUUUCAUUAGUCUCAUGGACCAUUCCUGGGAGGUUGCCCAUUUCUUGUAUGAAUAUCAAUAUUUUGAUACUUAAUUAGAUCUGCUGAAGUAAGCAAGAAACAUGUGUCUUUGAAUACCAGGCACCAUUGUAAUUAAAUUUGUUUUUAUAAUUUAAAUCUUUGUAUCACUGAAUAUUUCCUUUUCUCAUGUAAUUUAAAUCAUUGAUAUUUGAUUAGCAUCCAGCGUUCCACAUCAAUAAUUGUGUGUUGUAAUUUUUUAUCACAAAAUACUGCUUAGUAGACGGCAAGGUGGAAAAUUUUUAACCCAGGAGAUUCAUGCAAAAAUCAGUUUUGUAAUCCAUAGUGUUUUGCCUUCUCUGGGUGCCAUGCACCACAUGUGCCUAAACAUCUGGCCCUGGUGUCUGAAAAUUUGGAAGGCUUGGCCGUUGUGGCACUUAAAAAAGUUGACAUGUCGUGUUGAUUUUUCCAAACUUGUGACCGCAAAGUAGCAGUAAUGCUCUCAAGGCUGCGUUUGCGGUGCAGCCUGAGAGCAAGAAGAUUCGAGAUUGGAACACAGCGACGGAACGGAACAGUAUUGGGAACGCAAAAAGUUGAUUUUGCCCCCAAAAAAAUCAAAGAUGCUCCUAAAAAUUGGAUUUGCUGACCCAUCAAGUGGCUUUUCAAAUUACAGGAGGGAGGCGGAACACUGCUAAUCCAUUAACGAUGAGCUCCGACCAGGUUGGAACAUGCCCUGUGUCUCAUUUGUACAAUGUGAAUACAGUUCAAACCUAGCAUGGUGCUUACAACUACACUGUAUCGUGUGAAAGCGUGACCAAUGUAGUAUGAAGUAUCCAUCGAACCAGGGCUCAUAGCACUUAAUUAAUGUUUUCUUGCAUUCUGUCAAUGACUGCCGGGAUUAUUGGACCGGGGCGGCGUUGCAAGAACCAAUCAGCACGGAGCCCAAAGGCCAGGUGCUGCAAAGUGUAUAAAUUUGUAUUGUGCAAUAUUUCUUAUUUGUAGUCAUCAUCAGUUAUUUUGUAAAUUUUUCAUGUUUAAAUUUGGUACAGACAAUAGGUGUACCCAUCGAAAAAAUACUUUUGUAAAUUAGAUUUUGGUUUCAUUAUGCGAGGGGAAAAACUUUGUUAAGUAGUUGUUGCCUAUAAUGAAUUAUCUUCUUGUGAGCAGAGUCUUUCCCUUCAUGUAUUUUUUUGCAUCAGUAAUUACAAGAAUCUCUCAUCUUUAAAACAAUUCACAUUUUCUCACUCAAGCCUCAUUCAAGCGGAGAUAGAAUUUGGAGAUUGUUAUUCAGUAAAUGACCACCAUAAUUUUAGCAAAUUGUUUUUGUUUAGUUAUUUUUAUUUUGUUGACGAGAAAUGUGCAGGAGUUGCCUCUUUUGAAAAUACGAAUUACAAUUUGUUUUAAAAAAUUUAUCGGUUCAUCUGAAGGAAUGCAGUUUCCCCUCAAAAGAGAAUAGUUUUUUUAUUUUUAUUUUAGAGAAUUAAGUCCAGAAUAUUCUUGGGGACUUCAUAUUGCGGAGUCUGUGAAGUUUGGUGUAACACUUAGUUCAUGAAAUAUGCAAUGCUAAAUUUCAGCGUUUUUGACACUCCCCCACCCUCGUAAUGCUUUUGUGAUGUAGAUACCUAUCCUUUAAUGUGUAAAACCAAAAUGAUGUAACGCUCCCUUUGACCUCCUUACAGAGCAUUACAUAUUUCAUGAACCGUCCCUCACCAUAAGGUAAUUUGCUUGAAAUCAUAAGUCUUGUUGCAAGUCCGCUUUAUCAAAGCAGAGAAUAUUAUUAUGUCCAAA